Exophiala bonariae is the source of this 1560-nucleotide messenger RNA. RefSeq lists its product as uncharacterized. Gene Ontology annotation, cellular component: nucleus. The record is from RefSeq and is a predicted model, not a curated record. Gene Ontology annotation, molecular function: transcription cis-regulatory region binding; DNA-binding transcription factor activity, RNA polymerase II-specific; zinc ion binding. Lineage: Eukaryota; Fungi; Ascomycota; Eurotiomycetes; Chaetothyriales; Herpotrichiellaceae. The transcript is spliced from 3 exons. The coding region runs from base 1 to 1560 and encodes 519 amino acids. Gene Ontology annotation, biological process: DNA-templated transcription; regulation of DNA-templated transcription.
AUGCAGCUGGUGACAGGAGAUAGGAGACUACAGGAACUUGAGCAAGAACUCGAGAAGAGAAAUUCAUUGAACAGGACGGCCAAUGAGACACGACCAUCUAUACUACCAUCACCAGUUCCUCAAUUUACGACAGAUGAUCUACCGCCGUCAGUUGCCCCUUUUGAGGUGCAAAAGCCCAUCUUCCACCCUCGACAAGUUGGCGACGUUAUAUUGACUGCAGUGGCCAUCGAGGAGAUUUUGCAGCACUACUUCACGGUAUUUCAUCCUUCCUUCCUGGUUACUGCGGACCAAGAUCAAUUCUUGAAGACCUGGGACCAAAACGAAUUCCUCCUGUGGACUAUUGUGGCCAUCGCUUCAAAGUCAACGGAUGCCUACCCACAUUUUCAUGCGGCUCUACAGCCACACGUCCGCCGUCUGGCAAGUGAUAUCUACUCUCUCGACAAUGAUCCGCUGCGAAAUGUGCAGGCACUAUUGUUGCUUUGCUGGUGGCCAUUUACUUUUGCUGCCACUAAAGAUGAUCCCUCGUGGGCAUAUUGUGCGCUAGCCGUGCACAUUGCACUCAAGCAUGGUUUCCACAGACCUGGACGCCAUUCAGACUAUGUCUAUAAUAGCAUGCUGGAUGCUCAUCAGAUGCAAAUGUACGAUCGCACUUGGGCUGGAUGUGGUAUCAUAGAUCAGUCUGACUAUAGCAGAUUGAGCUCCCACCUAGGCAUCCCUGCUACCGUCCGACUCAGGGCUGUCGCAUCGAAAAUACUGCCCUCAGUCAUAGGUCAACUGCAUCGAGUUGCUUGCCAUGCUUACCAGAUAUGUCAAUCUAUUGGAGAUUGUGAUGAAGGCUCCACUGGGCUUCUACCCAAUGCCAUGAGCAUAAUUCCGACUCUCGAAUCACACCUGAAUGUGCUGGACGGUGAUUUAUGUGAUAUUUCCGAGCCAAUUGUUGAUAUAGCUCUCCUUCGAACAAAACUGCAACUGUAUUCGUUUGUAUUCAUCGCAGAUGGAGUCACAUCAGUAGCAAGUGUCGAGAUUUCUGUCAUCUUGGCAAAAGCAAGCACAGUCGCGGUUGGUCUUAUUCACAUCGCGACUACACGCAUACUCCACAGACCUUGGCCAGCAAUGGUGAAGAUGUCUGUCUUCUUUGCUGCCAACUUUCUGCUUUUUCUAUCGACAUUGCCAGGCCAGGAUAACCAAUUAGUCGUACGCAACGCCAUUAACGAGUCAUGGCGCACCCUCCAAUCGCAGUCGGAGUUCGAAAACGACUCGUGUUCAAGAUGGUCACAAAUUAUUCUGUACCUGAGCCAGAUUUACUCUGAGAAACCUUCUUCCCAUCAGCCAGUACCAAGUGUCAAAUCUCGCAUGUCAUCCAAUAUUACAUGGGAAAAUGUCUGGAGGGCACGAACGCGGUUCAGCGAACAGCUUCGUGGUUCGAAACCCUCGGAUUACACUCUUGCGGCCGCUCUUGAAAAUGCGGCAAGCCUGGAUGUCGUAGAUCUUACAUUUGACCCUCAAUUCCUUCAUGGGUUUGAUGCCGAAGAGGCUUCGAAUUGGUUUGCUGAGAUAUGA